This is a messenger RNA of Phalaenopsis equestris, 1424 nucleotides long. RefSeq lists its product as uncharacterized. Lineage: Eukaryota; Viridiplantae; Streptophyta; Magnoliopsida; Asparagales; Orchidaceae. The record is from RefSeq and is a predicted model, not a curated record. The transcript is spliced from 2 exons. Bases 705 to 1280 code for a protein of 191 amino acids.
ACAAUGCACCCCCCUGAAAAUAUGUUUACAAUCGGAGUGAUUUCUCCAUACUCGUAAUGGAGUAACGAUGUGUUUUAUAUAGGGUUCAUUGAUGCAUUUCAAUGUAACAAUGCUUUCUAAAGACAACGUAUUGACUUAUCUUGAAGACGGUGUAACCACACGCUAUAUGCAAGUACAAUGCAACAAUACACCCCACAAUAAUUAUUUACAAAUGAAGUACUUAAAAUACAGUAAUUUUCUCCUACUUUUUGUAAAUGCCUGUUCUUUACUAGGUCUGGUUUUGAUGGAGCCGUUUUACUUCAGUGAUUUGGUCUUUUUUCUUUUUUUUCUUAAUGGUAUAUCUGAGCUCAAAGUUUGGUGACUAUUUUCAUUCUCAUGCAAAUGUAAGUUUUCGCCAUGUUUGUAAAUCUAUCUUUAUGUAAUGAUAUUUGCUGCGUAUGACCCUCGUUUUGGUUUAAAAUUUAGGUCAAUGAUUGAUCUUUAGCACCCAAAAUGAGAAUAUUCUCCCAUCCAUCUUUAUCUUAUCUACUUGUUGAGCCCAAUCCCUAAAGUACUAACCAAUUAAAUUAUUACAACAUCAUAAUAAUGUUUCUCCAUACGACAUCAACCAAAAACAAAAUAUCUGAUUAACCAGAGCUAAAAAUGAAUCAAAUUUCCCAUCUUUAGCCAUAUUUCCCUUCACCUUCUUCUUCCCCAACCACUUCAUGGAGGCUGAGCCAAAGGCAGAUGAGUGGGAGCUCCUCUCUCCCAACACCUCCUUCCUUCGCUUCGGCCUCGAAGACAUCAAAGACCUCUACUCCAAGGAAAUAGACUAUGUGGACUAUUUCAUGGAACAACCCUACCUGAUCAUCGACUCAGAAGACGAUCAAGCAUCCAUCCACCAUGAUGAAUCCCUCCCAGAAGUCAAGGUUGAAGAUCUCGAGCAAACCGAGCUUAAAGACGAUAGUAGAGUUGAAAAGCAGGAAGAGGAUUUGGCUGAUAAAUUACUACGCUCCAAGCCUCCGCCGCGGCCGGCGUUUGUAGCGGUGAUAGCCGAGAUGGUACCGAUCACGGUGGCCAUGGCGGCGGCCAUGGUGUGUGGGUUUCUACUCGGAAGCGGGCGGCGGCGGGCCGAUACUAUGCGCUUCCACACUUAUAAAGACAACAAGGAGAUGAAGGAGAUGGUGAGACAGGCGAACAGGAUUAAUCAGGUGUUGGUGGGGACGGCAAGGGGGAUGCCGCCGCCGGUGAUGCAACCGGCGACCAUCUCGUUUGGCGGGUGCUUUGGUGAUAUGCUUUGAUGGGUUUUAGCAGUGUUGAUGGGUUUUGGCGUGUUGUGGAGUAGAUAAAUAUAUAUGAAUUAGAUGUUGACUUGUAUUUCCAUGUUAUUUAUGUGUACAUUAUUAAUCACAUUAACAUGGUUUUGGGUCAUGUAAUUUUGCUUU